CCAGAUGCGCCGCCGAAACUCGGCGCGCAGGGCCUGCAGUCCAUAGCUGGGAAAGGUACUAACGGUUUAAACCACCAGUACAUUUCCCAGCCCUUAGUCUCCAACGCGCCUUGCGUGCUGCCACAACUUUCGGGGGUCAGGAGCCAGAGCAAAAUGGCUGGUGGCGCCAGGCAAAACGAGGCCGGCGCCGGUUCAUUUUUUCGGGGAGCGGAGGGUAUUUGCAGCCCUGGGCAAAAGCGGCUCAGAAGUACUACUGGCGGUUUAAGGACCCCCGACAGUGAGUGGCAUGCGGUUUGCUUUGCUAAGUCUGUUAUUGACAAACUUCAAAAGGGUGCGAAAUGUACGAGGGCUCUCCUCGUCAAACUGCAAGACGAGCUAGGACAACUGACAGCACAGGGGUUUACGGCGAACCACGACCGUUCCUCGCUGAAGGAACACAAGCAAGAAGUUCUCGUGCACUUGGCAGCGGAGAAGCUUCUGAAGCGUCGUCUCAAGAAGGCACUGGGCAUGUGCUUCACGGCACGCCAGAUUGUCGACAAAGGUCUAGAAGAAUACUGGAUUGCAAGACGCGAGGUCGCAGAGAACAUAAACCCUGUCGAUGGAAAGAGAGAUCUUCAAACUGCAAUCCUACAAAAUAUGAUAGAAGAGUUGAGAUUCUUGGCAGACGAAGCUGAAGCUACCAUCGCCUCUGUCUGUCCAGGCCGAUGUCGAUAUCUCAGAAGUAGAUGCCCCGAUACGGAAUCGCAUGAUGCGAAGGAAGACCUGGGCAGGAAGGAAGGAGGAAGAGGAGGGAUUGCACAUCAUUGUGUACCUCAGCAGAAUGCUGAGAAGGAAGCUGAGAUUAUAUGCAGCAAACGUAACCAAGGGUUCACAGAGGCAGCAGAACAAUUAUUGCAUUCCCUGACCGCCGAUGUGCAAUCUUCGGAGAAACGACAGCCUGAAGCCAGCACAGCCUCUAGUGAUCCUGGCCAGCAUAGACAUCAGUCACGUCACAGUGUGCCACUGAAUUACGUCAAUGACAGCAUUCAGAGGAGGGCAGGAAAUCAACAAGGCGGAGGAGGAGGAAGAAAAGGAGGAAGAGAAGGGGGGUGGCGAGAAGAAGACAGGGGAAGAGAAGGGGGAAGAGAAUGGGGAAGAGAAGGAGGAGGAGGAGGAGGAGGAGGAGGAGAAGGGAGAAGAGGAGGAGGAGGGGCCUGUCUCUUAUACACAUCUAGAUGUGUAUAAGAGACAGGAGAGAGAGAGAGAGAGAGAUGCUUGAGCUGAAUGUGUGAAGUAUACUCUUGUAAAUCCAGUUG
Chara braunii is the source of this 1295-nucleotide messenger RNA. NCBI's taxonomy places the organism in Eukaryota, Viridiplantae, Streptophyta, Charophyceae, Charales, Characeae. The record is from the annotation of a GenBank genome assembly.